Colletotrichum abscissum is the source of this 1581-nucleotide messenger RNA. RefSeq lists its product as uncharacterized. Gene Ontology annotation, cellular component: nucleus. Bases 1 to 1581 code for a protein of 526 amino acids. The transcript has 3 exons. NCBI's taxonomy places the organism in Eukaryota, Fungi, Ascomycota, Sordariomycetes, Glomerellales, Glomerellaceae. The record is from RefSeq and is a predicted model, not a curated record. Gene Ontology annotation, molecular function: zinc ion binding.
AUGAAUGCUACCAAACGAAAGUUCAACGCCCUCAUCCAGGGUAUGGGUAGAUCAUCCGCUUCUACAAAAUCGAACGACACCACGAGUUUGCCUUCCGAAUCCCCUCGUCCGUCGACGACUUCCCUCCAGCCCUCCAACACGAAUUCUACAAACACGAACACAACGGCCGAUACCUCUGUAAAACCGAGCAUGUCGAUUGAAGAGGAUAUCUUGUUAAAGCGUCGGCGCCUGCAAGCACUGACCGAGAAGAAUGCCGCUACGAUCAACAGCUCUCCUUCAAUUCGUGCUACCGGAGCAGGUGCGACGACAACCUUCUCGAACGUAUCUCUGAAGAAGUGGGUUCCAAGGUCUGCCAACGUGACGGAAAUCAAGCACGCCCCAAAGUUUGCACCCAGCGACCGAAACGAGCUCCUGAAGAGACUGGCAUCGUUCCAGGAGAUUACAGACUGGACACCGAAACCCGAUGCAGUGAAUGAAGUUGAAUGGGCAAAGCGAGGAUGGGUAUGCCAGGGGAAGGACCGUGUGCGGUGUUCGCUCUGCAAUAAGGAGCUCGUUGUGAAGCUCAACAAACGCGAAGUUGAUGGCAAGGAGGUACCUGUCCUUGUGGCAUCGGACGUCGAGGAAGCGUUAAUAGAAAGAUACUCCGAUCUUAUUGUCACGGCACAUCUGGAGGAAUGUUUAUGGAGAAAACAGGGGUGUGAUAAUUCGUUGCUCCGGCUGUCUUUAACCAAUGCCAAAAUAAGUAUGGAGGCUUUGCGGACACGUUACGACGAGCUCUGUGCAAGGAAACCCUUCCUUCCCUAUGAAUUCAAUUUGAGGUUGCCCGAGGGUCUCAACGUCGACAGCGUCCUAGCCCAGCUGCCGGAAGACUUCUUCACAAGCCCACCGCCGACCAAGGACUCUCCGGAUCCAAAGGAGCCAAACAGAGUCGCUUUGGCUUUGGCAAUGAUGGGGUGGCAGGGUCUCACGAAUCCCCGCAUCGGUGCGGUGCCAAAUUCAGCAUCCUGCCACACAUGCUUGCGACGUCUGGGCCUUUGGAUGUUCAAGAGUAAGGAGGUCAGCGCCGACGGCGAGAUUCUCGUUCCCGCGCCAAUGGAUCAUCUUGAUCCAGUCAAGGAGCACCGUUUCUUCUGCCCUUGGAAGAAUCCUGUGGCGCAACGUCUAGGCAGCGCGAAGCCCGGCUCAGACACGACCUUGGCGGCUUGGAAGUUGCUGACGCAGGUACUGAAGAAUGACGCUUACCUUCGCGGAGCGCUCGAGGACCGGCCGAAGAACAGGUCCACGUGGCAUAAUAGAGGUGCCUCGGUGCCUUCAACGCCGGUUCGGAGGGGCGCUGCGGCACCCUCGACACCAGGGGGUUACGACUCACCGAGCGCUGCUACCGAGCCAGCCGGCGAUGAGGACGAACAGUCAAGAGAAGCUAAGGAUAAGGAGCGUUGGGCGCGUCUCAGAAGGGUGAAGAGUCUGUUUGAGUCGAAGAAUGCGAAGAAGAUUCGUCGGCAGCUUAGCAGGCCGGGCACGGCGCGUUCGACCGUCUCAGGGGCGGGGGGAGACAAGGAAAAGGAGAAGGAGAAGGAGUAG